Molecule: messenger RNA, 11226 nt
Organism: Ailuropoda melanoleuca (giant panda)
Lineage: Eukaryota; Metazoa; Chordata; Mammalia; Carnivora; Ursidae
Gene: MME
Product: membrane metalloendopeptidase
Exons: 24
Coding region: 1663-3912 (749 amino acids)
Biological process (GO): protein processing; amyloid-beta clearance
Cellular component (GO): plasma membrane
Molecular function (GO): metalloendopeptidase activity
Source: RefSeq, a predicted model, not a curated record
GCGCCCGGGACCCUGCGGCCGUGGGCGAGGGAGGCGUGCCCUGGGAAGGAGCCGCAACUAGGACCUGAAGAGUGAGGGAGAGGGGCAAAGAGGGUGACCUGGGAGGUGGGCUCUGCGAGUGAUGUCGGGUCGACUCCUCAGGUUCAUUGCCAUAGCUCCCUGCAGCCUCUGGGAGUUCUGUUUGGUUGCCGAGAUCAGCGCUACCGAAUUGCAGGGGGACCGAUUUGGGGGCUGGGAAUUUGCCAUUCCGCUGCACAGACACUGAUUUUUUUUUUUUUUUCCUUUAAAGCAAGGUUUGUUUUCAUUUUGGUUUCAAUCGGAUUCUCUCCUCAUUUGUAACUCACUUUUCUAUUUUUACUUUUCCCAUUCCCAAUCCUUUCAUUAUCCUACCUCUUCAUCUUGCCUUAACCUUAGUUUCCUAUUAUAUAAUUUAUGUUGAUAGCGUGCUUAAAUCACGGAGGGGUUGGCGCGAGUAGAGGGGAGUUCUUAUGUAGAUGAAAGUUUCCUUACCUAAUCGGUCUCAUUCUGUUUGUAUUAUUUGAAAACAGGGUAAUUGCAACCAAACGUUCCUCUUUUAGCCACUUGAUCGAGUCUGUUCCUCCCCCAGAGGUGAUGCAAGUGGUAAUUUUAUUAAACUGAAAAGUAGUACCUGACUUGCAGUGUCAGCAUUUAGAACCUGAUGAUCGGCAGAUCGGCUUUGAAGGCUCGCAGUGUCUUCACUCUCUUGCGUUAUUUCUGGGUUCCAGCACAUACAGAAAUUUGUCCGAUACUUUCUUGAACUCAAUGCUGUGACUUUUGUUGAAUAGCUACACUGCAUAUGGGAUUGAUGUGCUCGGUACUUUGUGUCCAGAGCUCUGUAUCCCAGGCCCGGGGAACACCUACAAAUUAAUGUCUCUUGAGUACCUCCCUCUUCAGCUUCUGCUGCCACAGCCUAACUAUGGAACCUGUUUCUCCUGCUUCCUGUGCCUCAGUUUCCACAAUACAGGCGGUUUCAGUAGUGUACCCUCAGGGGCUGGCAGUAAAGUGUUGUGAAGGUGAAAAUCGCUUUGGUUUCUAGACUUCCCUUUAACAAAACAGUGACCCUCCCUGUAGGGUCUUUGAUUUGACUCUAUCAUGAAGUGAUGCCUUCUCUCAACUGGUGGAAGAAUUGCUGCAUUAUGAUGCUUUGAAACAACAAAGCAAAAUAAUCAUUUAUUCUUUCGGUGACGGUAUUAAGCUGAAGUUCACAGAUUUCUUGUUGGCUUAGAUCUCCUAGAUCUCUGUCUUCUCCUGUGGAAGUGUCUACUUUUUGGUGUAAGCUUUUCUGACCAUAUCUCUAAAUUGAGAUGCAGUAUUUUAAACGUGUUAGGUUUUUUGUUUUUGUUUUUUUUGGCAUAUCCUACUUUAUAUGGCACUGUAAGUAUCAACUUUAUAGUUUUUUCGUAUUCUUUUGUGUAACUGCCGCCUUCCCUCCUUUCCCUAAAACCGGUUGGGUGUGGUUGAGGUGGAUUUUCCAGUGUCUGGGAGUUGGUGAUAUAUUCCAUCCUGAUGUUCGAGAUUCUGAGCCCUGUUUCAUAAAGGAAAACAGUGAAUCCACCACAGCUGCACAAAGAAACAUUGAUUAAGGCUUAAUAUCUUUCAUCCCUGGGUAUAAACCACCGACUUUUGCCUUAAUUUUAGGUGAUGGGCAGAUCAGAAAGUCAGAUGGAUAUAACUGAUAUCAGCACGCCAAGGCCAAAGAAACAACGAUGGACCCCACUGGAGAUCAGUCUCUCCGUCCUUGUCCUGCUCCUUACCAUCAUCGCGGUGACGAUGAUCGCACUCUAUGCAACCUAUGAUGAUGGUAUUUGUAAGUCAUCAGACUGCAUAAAAUCAGCCGCUCGACUGAUCCAGAACAUGGAUGCUACUGCGGAGCCUUGUACAGACUUUUUUAAAUAUGCCUGUGGAGGCUGGUUGAAACGCAACGUCAUUCCUGAGACCAGCUCCCGUUACAGUAACUUUGACAUUUUAAGAGAUGAACUAGAAGUCGUUUUGAAAGAUGUUCUUCAGGAACCCAAAACUGAAGAUAUAGUAGCAGUGCAGAAAGCAAAAACAUUGUACAGAUCAUGUACAAAUGAAACUGCCAUUGAUAGUAGAGGUGGAAAACCUCUUCUCAGUCUGUUACCAGAUAUAUAUGAUUGGCCAGUAGCAACAGAAAACUGGGAGCAAACAUAUGGUAUUUCUUGGACAGCUGAGAAAUCUAUUGCACAACUGAAUUCUAAAUAUGGGAAAAAAGUCAUUCUUAAUUUUUUUGUGGGCACUGACGAUAAGAACUCUAUGAACCAUAUAAUUCAUAUUGACCAGCCUCGGCUUGGCCUCCCUUCCAGAGACUACUAUGAAUGCACUGGAGUAUAUGAAGAGGCUUGUACAGCAUAUGUGGAUUUUAUGAUCUCUGUGGCCAGACUGAUUCGUAAGGAGAGAGGACUGCCCAUCGAUGAAAGCCAGCUUUCUUUGGAAAUGAAGAUAGUCAUGGCACUGGAAAAAGAAAUUGCCAACGCUACGACUAAGCCUGAAGAUCGAAAUGACCCCAUGCUUCUUUAUAACAAAAUGACGUUAGCCCAGAUCCAGAAUAACUUUUCACUGGAGAUCGAUGGGAAGCCAUUCAGCUGGUCAAAUUUCACAAAUGAAAUCAUGUCAACUGUGAACAUUAAUAUUCCAAAUGAGGAAGAUGUCAUCGUUUAUGCUCCAGAAUAUUUAACCAAACUUAAGCUCAUUCUUACCAAAUAUUCUGCCAGAGAUCUUCAAAAUUUAAUGUCCUGGCGGUUCAUAAUGGAUCUUGUAAGCAGCCUCAGCCGAACCUACAAGGAGUCCAGAAAUGCUUUCCGCAAGGCGCUUUAUGGCACAACAUCAGAAACAGCAACGUGGAGACGUUGUGCAAACUAUGUCAAUGGGAAUAUGGAAAAUGCUGUGGGAAGGCUGUACGUGGAAGCAGCAUUUGCUGGAGAGAGUAAACAUGUGGUUGAGGAUUUGAUUACACAGAUCCGUGAGGUUUUUAUUCAGACUUUAGAUGACCUCACUUGGAUGGAUGCUGAAACGAAAAAGAAAGCUGAAGAAAAGGCCUUAGCCAUUAAAGAAAGAAUUGGGUAUCCUGAUGACAUUAUUUCAAAUGAUAAUAAACUGAAUAAUGAAUACCUCGAGUUGAACUACAAGGAAGAUGAAUACUUUGAGAACAUAAUUCAGAACUUGCAGUUCAGCCAAAAUAAACAGCUGAAGAAGCUCCGAGAAAAGGUGGACAAGGAUGAGUGGAUAAGCGGAGCAGCUGUAGUCAAUGCAUUUUAUUCUUCAGGCAGAAAUCAGAUAGUCUUCCCAGCUGGCAUUCUGCAGCCCCCUUUCUUCAGUGCCCAGCAGUCUAACUCAUUGAACUACGGGGGUAUCGGCAUGGUCAUAGGACAUGAAAUCACCCACGGCUUUGAUGACAAUGGCAGAAAUUUUAACAAGGAUGGAGACCUUGCUGACUGGUGGACUCAACAGUCGGCAAAUAAUUUUAAAGACCAGUCCCAAUGCAUGGUAUACCAGUAUGGAAACUUCUCCUGGGACCUAGCAGGUGGACAGCAUCUCAAUGGGAUUAAUACACUGGGAGAAAAUAUUGCUGAUAAUGGAGGUAUUGGCCAAGCAUACAGAGCCUAUCAAAAUUAUGUUAAAAAGAACGGUGAAGAAAAAUUACUUCCUGGACUUGACCUGAAUCACAGACAACUAUUCUUCUUGAACUUUGCCCAGGUGUGGUGUGGCACCUACAGGCCAGAGUAUGCUGUCAACUCCAUUAAAACAGACGUUCACAGUCCAGGGAAUUUCAGGAUUAUUGGGACUUUGCAGAACUCCCCUGAGUUUUCAGAGGCCUUUCACUGCCGCAAGAAUUCAUACAUGAAUCCAGAAAAGAAAUGCCGAGUUUGGUGAUUUUCAGAAAAAGCGCUGUGGCCCUUGGCUAGACUCGCCAACACCACAGAAAUGGGGAACUCUGUUCACAGAGGUCACUGUAAUUAUAUGGGGGCAGUCCGCAGAGAUGACAGAACAUCAUAUUAGAAAUGAAGUUAGGUUCUUCUGGAAAAGGUGUGGAGAGAGGAGGGGGCUCUGGUGUCUAUCAAAUCAAUCACUUCUCACUGUGUAAAUAAUGCUUGAUCUCUAAAGAUAUUAUCAUUCGUUUCUGUUUCUCAUAUGAUCUGCCAGUUUGAUGUCGUCUCUUGAAAACUGUGUUAACCACUUGAUGUAGACUGGGAUUUCUAAUCAAAGGGAGAUUAAAGAGAUUGAAGCAUACAGUUGGCUCCAGAAACACAAUAGUGGCAUGAGGGUUAAAAACACACUGCCUAACUCCUUAUUUUUACUUUUACUUGCAACAUUUUAGCACCUCCAAAACUCUUCCAAAGAAUUCUUAUACAUAUUGGGGCCUUGGGACUUAAUGUAAUUUUAAACCGAUUUUGCCAAUCAUCAGUUAUUCACUCUGAGAUCAUUUUAUUUUAAGGUACUCUUAGGGCUAAAAUGAAUGUCUGAAACUGUUUCUCAUUGUACCUGCUUUCACGGAUACUGAAAUUCUUAAGGUUCCCUGCAAUUUUCUAAGCAAUUUCUUGUUCUCUCUCUCUCUCUCAAAACUUGAUCUUUUUAAGAGAUUUGUAGUAAUGUAAAAAUAAUAAUUUUUAUAUUUAAUUAUUAACUACAUUUAUGACUGAGUAAUUAUUAUUAUAGAUAAUCAUUGAGUAUUGACGUUUCAGGCAAAGAUAAGUAGUUACGGACCAAGAUCUGUAAAGCGAUGUACAGAUGAAGAUUUGAGACUUUUUAAACUUAUCAAUCAUAUUGAUAAAAAGCUUUAAGCACAAACUCUGGGUUAAAAAUUGCCAUUGGACAGUCGGAUUUCAAAAUAAGCCCUGUCCCUGAGGUGGCUAUGGUAAAAGGACAAACUGCGUCUAUGUAGCUAUGUGUCUCCUUAUCUUUUCAGGUUUGUCAUCUGACGGAAAUUUUUUGUAAUAAAUUGGAAUUGUGAGCCCAUUCCUCACUAAGCCUCUUGUGCCGGCUGUCUAGCUUUGGAAAGUGCAUUUCUGAACAUAAAUGAGAGGCUUCCCCACGUCCGACAGACCUGCUUCUGAAAUCCGAACUCGCAUAGGGUUCUGGGAGGGGACUGCAGUCCCUGGUAGGAACUCAUCUCUUGAGGCUUUUAUCUUCUUCUCUUUCCCUGUCCUUUUGGCUAGUUUGGUUAAUAUCGUUACUUGAUUAAUAUUUUACAAAAGAGGUCGUUUCCUUAUUUUUCCUAACAAAAUCAAAAUGAGGGCAUUUUUUUUUCCUAACAAAAAUGAAAACAAGGGAAUUUCUAUUCAAAAUAUGAGUGUUGGUUUUCUUGCUUCUUGAAAAAUGCCCAUUUACCUUUUUUUAAAAAAGUUAUGAAAAUAUCUACACAAAAGUUUCAUUAAACAUAAGUGCACAGCUCAGUGAACUUUCUCCAACUAAACACAGCCCUCUAACCAGCACCUUUAAGAAACAAGAAUUGCUAGUGCCUUAGAAGCUCUACCCUUCUUCUAACCACCACUUCCCUCCUCCAAGAAGACUACAGUCCUGACUGCUAAUAUCACACGUUAGGUUCAAUCAGUUUGCACAUAUUCUUUUGUGUCUGGCUUCUUUCACUCAGUGUUACAUUUUGAGAUUCGUCUAUAUUGUUGCAUUCGAUUGUGGAUCUUUCAUUGUCAUUGCUCAGUAAUAUCCUAUUGUGUGAUUAUAGUACGAUUCAUCCGUUCCAUUGUUGAUAGGCACAUGAGAAACUUCCAGUUUGGGGUGGUUACAAAUGGUGCAAUUAUGAGCAUACAUACUUGCAUAUUACCAUCUUUUUUAACUUGAGAUUUUAAUGAGCUCACUUCCACAAAUUUUUCGUCACGUUAUUAUAAAUAUUGAAAAUAUAGUUUUAAACUAGCCAUGGAUAUCUUUUAUCUUUUUCUUCUUAUAUCACUGCCACCAUUAUUAUGGAUAAUUCAGAGUACACGGAUGGAUAUACUUCCUUAAAUAAACUGAAAACACUUAUCGGUCAUAUUGGUGGUUGGAGCAUUAGAAGCGUCCAGUUCUGAAGAGAAAAUCUAUCUUUGAAUCAUUUAAUUUCUAUCCUGUCAGAGCAGCUGAAGAGCAACUAGUACAGAUUACAAAAAGACACUAGAUUCCCCACUCUUUAAAAUGUCAGACUCCCAUCCUUAUGGACUUGAGUGAAAUGUUCUGGGGGAGGGGAGAAACCUUUCUAAUGCCUGGAUCUCCUGUGUCUAAAAAUAUCAGAUUUCCUGGGACUAAGGGGUACACCCAGGUGAGAAGACCAAUACCUACCCUCCCUCACACGUGAGGAUAUUACUAACUGUAUAUGGCAUCAUUGUUGAGUUGUCUGGGUCUCUCUCAACCACUCCCAAUCUUUUGGAGUUGUUCCAUCCGGUAAGGCCUAUCUGUCGUCUCACACAUAAAUCCAAUUUCACUAUGGCUGAAUCCUGGUCAAGGAAAGAGUUUAGAAGCUGAGACACUAAGGGUUGGGAGCCAAUAUAACUCAGGGAUGAGGAGAGAAAGUUCUCAUUGGUAAGGAAUCCAUGUGGGCAUGAGGUGGAAAGGAUGCUAUCCUGGGAGAAGAGUCUUCUAUUCUAGUCCUGUUCUGCCAUUAAUGACAAGGUGACCUUGGGCAUUUGAUCCAUUCUCUUGGGCCUUUGCUUUUCCCACCUGAAAUAAAAGAAAAUUAGAUUGUAUCAGUAGUUCUCACCAAGAGAAGGGGUAUGUGUCCAGUACUUCUUUGCUUGUAUUCUUUCCCCCAGUGGAGAACCAUUGCAUAAGAUAAUUUCAGAACUCUCAUGUAAAUGCCUGAGUCCAGUUAGACCACAUUGUAGUUCAAAGACAAGGACUAAAGUUUGAUCUCGUUAGGGUCCAUGCUGCUCUUAUGAGUUUUCUCUAAAGCCUUUAUUAUUCCUGUUGUCACAGAGGUUAUUCUCAAAGUAGAAGAUAACUGUUAGUUUGGAAAUGAGACUUACCAUAUCAAAAAUGGAAAAUCAGAGUUUUAUCAGUUCCAGUCUCAAAAAUGGAAAAUAAAAACAAACAUUUUUCAUAGUAUUGCUUUUAUGCCUAUUCCAGUCUCCCCUAUGUCUUGAAAAGUGUUUUCACCAAGUGGAGCUUUCGUCCCUGCAAUCUUACACUUCCUGCGGGCUUCAAAUUGGGUCUUUAAAAAAUGAACGAUAGAAACUAUUUCACCAAUGUUUUCUUGCUUAUACCACCCUCUUCUUCCAAAGAUACCAUGGUUUUCUGAUCUGAUUUCUUUGCAAAAGUUCAGUGCAGAGGUUGCCAAGUGUUACGGAGAGUCACAGGCACAAGCAGAUGAUGGCUUAGGCAGAGAUGAAAGUUGUCUUUGUGCACCAGCCCUGGGCUGAAGGAUUUGACUCGAUUAAUCAGGUGAGGAGAGGAGCCACCUGUGACUUUUGUCAAAGUGGUACAUGUAUAUUGCAUUCUAAUCUCUUCUCUAAUGAUAUUGUCUUAAUUUUAACUCCUUUGUAUUUUGUAUUUCCUCUAAAACAGUGAGAAAUACUACUGUUACUUUCUACUUUGUAGCCAAACUUCUGUGCUUCUAUUUUGUUUUUCGACAAAACAAAUCCUCUAGGUUGUGCAAGAGAAGCCUGGCAGAAAAAUGAACAUAGACUCUUGCCAGAAAUAAUGAUGGGCUCUCAGCUUGAACAGUGCGGGAAGACCGGAAGUCUAGCAAUUGUGACUAAAAGUUUUAUAUUUCUGAAUUUCCUUUCCACCCAGAAACUAACGAUAAUCUUUUCAGGUAUCAGGCAUGUUAACAUCUGAUUCUACUCCUAUAAAUGCACUUGGCGUCAUCUUUGAUCUGAUCAUAUCAAAUUAUAAUGCAUCCGAAAAGUUCACUCUAUAUGCAGGAAGACAAAAAUGGGGUCAAGUAUAGUAUCUGGAUUAUCUUUUUACUUUGGUGUAAAUCUUUCAACACACAUGCUGUCAAUGCUCUAUGUCUCCUGAAAUAUGGCAUCAAAGAUGCCAAGAUGUUCAUUGCAGCUCCACCUUUAAUAUCAAAGCAAUAGGAAGGAAAAAACGAAAUAGGAGAAAAUGUUUAGAUUUGUUCAAAGGACAUAUGAAGAGGAUGCAAUGUUAGAUAUGCAUUAUGAUUUCAAUUAUAUUAAAAUAUUGCUGCAUAAGAAAGAGGUGGAAGAAUAUAUGCCAGAAAUUAAUAGGGAAUAUCUCUGAGUGGUAGUAUUAGAGGUGAUUCUUAUUUCCUUUUUUCCUCUACAUUUUAAAUAUUUUUAUAAGGUGAAAACAUUAUACCUUAAAAGUCAUCUAAAAAAAUGUUACUUGGAAGAAAGGAGGAAAUAAGGGAGAGAAGAUGGAAGGGAGAGGAGUGAGGGGGAAUUGAUCCCCAAAAAGAAACUGAAUUCCUUUGAAUUUAAGAUGUGUUCAUUUAUUUAAGAAGCUAUUCAGUUUGGUAAGCUCAGGCAACUUAGACCCAAGGGAUCCAAUGAAGUAGAUUUUGGUCAGGAACCCCCUUCCCACAACAGGCCAGAUCUGUUUCCCAAGGUGGCGUUGACACACACUGCUUGACACAGAGCAGGGGACUUUUCAGACCUUCCACUGACUGUGCUCAAAGUGGCUCACUGAGAACAAACCAUGUGUUUCAGAGCUCUUUUGCCCUUUAUUCCCCCUGAAAAUGCUAACCUUGCCAUUCUCUCCCACCAGGUCUCCCCCUCCCCCAUACAACACGCUAGCGUUUACCAAAUCCUGGCCAAGGUUAAGGUUACAGCCCAUGACUGAAACAAUAGCCAGUAAAUUAUACAGUGAUUGGACCUCAGUGCUCUACCUGAUAGGCACCAUGAUUUACCUGGGGGUCAGAUACUAAAAUUUAGAGGUUGAACAGGGAGGAGACAACAGGAUACAGUGAAUCCCAGGUAACUCCCUGCUUACAUGUGUUUUGUUUUGACUUUGGUCAUAAAUGAAGAUCACACUCAUGCCAGUUUAGCCAAAACUAGAGAUUUUGUUGAUCCAAAAUGCCAAACGUGGGGCAUGUCUGAGUAAUCAGGCCUUCUUUCCCUGUGCCUACCUUAUUGUUGCAGACUGCCUUUCUCCAAAAGAAAGCCAUGAUGGUCUGUCGUGUCCAGGCUCAAAGAUUCUCUGCUUCCUUCACAGGGGAAGGACAGGAUCUAACUACAGUCCCCAUUUAAUAUCCCAGAGAAAAACCCAGUGAAAAUCCUAGAGAAAAAGCCCAUUUUGGAAACAUGUCUACCUCAGUGGAGAGGGCAUGGGGAAGUGGUGAGUUUGUAGAAAUUAUGACCACUGAUCCCCUUACCCUAUCCUCAGAGAAGGGUAGCUUCCCAAAAGAAAAGAAAUCACCAUUCCUAAGAGAGAAAGCAAAAGAAACAGAUGUCUGAAACACUGGUAACACUAGAUGCCUCUUAAAUUCUUUACAAGACAUCUCAGUUUGGAUUACAUUGUGCAUUUUAAAUUUUGAAUAAGUGUCAACUUUAAUUUUGUGUAAUCAAAAUGAAGACAUGCAUUUUAGUUAGAUUUAAUAUUUAAGCAGACUGAAAGUCAAUAAAAGGGUAGAAAAGAAGAGAAAUAAUACUUAUUAUAUAUUGUGAGCAAGGUACUAAUAUAGCUUGUUUGUAUAGAGUUUCCACUUAAUGUAACUAACCUGUGAGGUAAUGUUGGUACCCUGUUUUACAGAUGGUAAAUUUGAAUUUCACAGAGGUUAACGAUUUUGCCCAGAUUCACACAGGUAGUAAAUGAUUAGGCCAGGGACCAAACCAGGGUAUGUUGAAGUCCAAAAUCUACAUAAAUUUACUAUCAAAGCUCUCUAUAUCACUAUAAAAUGCAUUCCAGCCCAUCAAAAUAAACUCAUUUGUAGCUAAUAAUUCCCAUACACAUCCUUUAAGAAAAAUUAAUGAAAAUAAUGUAAUUUCCAAGUACUUCUAUGGCUUUACAGAAGCCAUUGUGAUUUUUAAAAAACCAUGAAGUAUUUUGAAGUUAAAUCAGUAGAUACUCCAAGAACAUCUGCUGUGUUCAAGGUACCAUAUUAGAAACAAAAAUAAAAAUAACCAGAAAAGAAGAACAAGACAAAGUAAUAGGCACAUUGUCACACAUAAAAAGGCCUAUUAGAUUAUUUUUACUGGGCCCACUAGAAGAUAAGGCCUAUUAGAUUAUUUUUUACUGGCCCACUAGAAGAUAAAAAUAAAUGAAGACAGCUGGCCUUUUAAUAUAGUAGAGACAUCAAAAAUAUACACAGAUAAAUGCAGCUGAAUGUGUGAUGUGCCAAGAGAUAUAAGAAAACAAACGUUGAGAAUUCAGAAAAAUUUUCUUUCCUAGCAUGCCAGGCAUUCUGGAAGAAGUAACACUUACGUUGCACUUGAUAAUAUGGGUGGAAUUUUGACAAUUGGAGAAGGAGGCAAGGAAAUACAUUGGCUAAGUGUAUUUCAUAUAGAAAAUUAGCCAACGAAAGAGUAACAAGUCCACAUUAACACUAGCAAAGACAGACACUGCUAAGGGGAAUAUGUGCUGCGGGACUGUUGACACAGCUAUCCAUCGUUCACCGUUGGCUUUUUGACAUGUGUGUAAGCAUUUCUUGAAAGAAAAGCUUCCCUUAUUUAUUCGGAUAUCUUAUGCUAUUUUCAAAGGUUAUUCAUCAUCACUCCACUUUGAAAGAAGUCAUGUGCAUUUCUUGUAUUUGCUAGAAGCUGGGAGAUGAGGAUAUUAUUCCCAUUCCUGGAAACUUGGAAUUCUAUUCUUAUCCCAGUCCUGUUGCUAAAUCACUACAUUUAGCAAAUAACUAUUUCUCUGCAUUUCCAUUGUCUAAGAGUUAAAAUCAGAGUUAAGAUCAAAGCCUUUUCAAAACCAGAAGGCAGGCAGAUGGAAUAUUUUGCAAACCAAACUCCUUGGAGAUGUUGAAAGAUACCGCCGUGCAGAGGAACUAGGGCACAGUGUUAUGGAAAAAUCUGAAUCCAGAGAGAGCCAGAUAGACCCAGGGACACACAAGGUCAAAGCAAAGACCAGCCAAAUGGCUACACGGCAAGCAUUUGGCUCCUCUACGCCUCAAUUUCCUCCUCUUCAAAAUGGUCAUAAUCACGUGCACCUCUCUGGGAAGGAUACUAUACCGGUCGCCAGCAAAUGCAGCAUUGAAACUUAAUACCUUGAUGGUUACCUGUGACUUCUUGACACUAAUGAAUUCUGUGGGUCUUUAAAAACAUGAGGGCUUUGGGGUGCCUGGGUGGCACGGCG